Cephus cinctus (wheat stem sawfly) is the source of this 2848-nucleotide messenger RNA. It is a transcript of the gene Trap1, whose product is annotated as heat shock protein 75 kDa, mitochondrial. Gene Ontology annotation, molecular function: ATP-dependent protein folding chaperone; protein kinase binding; ATP binding. Lineage: Eukaryota; Metazoa; Arthropoda; Insecta; Hymenoptera; Cephidae. The transcript has 13 exons. Bases 45 to 2138 code for a protein of 697 amino acids. The record is from RefSeq and is a predicted model, not a curated record. Gene Ontology annotation, cellular component: mitochondrial inner membrane. Gene Ontology annotation, biological process: protein folding.
GCACACAACUCGUUUAGUUAUAAUACGUAAUCAGCUUUCCAGAAAUGGCUACCGCCUUCAGACUACAGCACGCGAUUAAAUUGGUCCGAAACAUUGUCAGGCCAGUGAAUUUUGCUUACAGAAAUAUAUCCUUGGAUAAACGAUGGACCCGUCUUCAAGUAAAUCAGAGCUGCCAGUUAAGAUAUUUAUCAUCCCAGGCUGCGGCUGAGAGCUUGCCAGAUACAGAUUAUCAUAAUAUUAUAAAGGAUACGGAAAAACCCACAGGCGAGGCUGCAAAACAUGAGUUUCAGUCAGAGACACGAAUGCUACUUGAAAUAGUAGCCAAGUCGCUAUAUUCUGAAAAAGAGGUCUUCGUCAGGGAGCUGAUAUCCAACGCAAGCGAUGCUCUUGAGAAGCUAAGAUACCUGCGACUAAGCGAAAAUCUGUCGUCUGAUUCAGGAGCCGACCGCAGUUUGGAAAUUCACAUUGCUACUGACAAACAGAAUCGAAUUCUAACGAUUCAAGACACUGGAAUUGGUAUGACUCGGGAAGAACUUGUUUCCAAUCUUGGUACUAUUGCUCGUUCCGGUUCUAAAGCUUUCCUGGAGCAACUUAAAGAGAAGCAAAAGGCUGGCGAUCCUUCCAAUAUUAUUGGACAAUUUGGGGUUGGAUUUUACAGUGCUUUUAUGGUUGCUGACAAAGUCGAGGUCUUCACUAAGUCAUACCAUAAGGAUGCCGAAGAACUUCGUUGGGCAUCUGACGGAUCGGGGACCUAUGAAAUUUCUAAUGCUGAAGGGGUCCAGUCUGGAACGAAAAUAGUAAUGCAUUUAAAACCUGAUUGUAGAGAAUUCAGUGACGAAACUGUUAUAAAUGAUAUCAUAAAGAAAUAUAGCAACUUUGUGGGCAGUCCGAUAUUUGUAAAUGGCAAGCGAGUUAAUGUAAUUCAGCCAUUAUGGAUGCUGGAUCCAAAAGACGUGACUCCACAACAGCACACAGAAUUUUAUCGUUUCAUUGGAAAUAGUUUCGACGCACCACGAUUUGUACUUCACUACAGUACCGACGUCCCUCUCAGUAUCAGGGCACUGCUUUACUUCCCCGAGGGAAAACCAGGUCUUUUCGAAAUGAGCAGGGACACUUCCGUCGGUAUUUCUCUCUACAGUCGGAAAGUCCUGAUAAAGAGCAAAGCCGAUAACAUUUUACCGAAAUGGCUGCGAUUCAUCAAGGGUGUAGUCGACUCUGAAGACAUUCCUUUGAACUUGAGUCGAGAAUUAUUACAGAAUAGUACACUCAUAGGAAAACUCAGAAAUGUACUUACAUCUCGCAUACUAAGGUUCCUUAUUGAAAAGUCCACCAAGCAGACUGAGGAAUAUAAUCAAUUUUAUAAGGAUUAUGGUCUCUUCUUGAAGGAAGGCAUAGUUACAAGUUAUAAUCAAAAGGAGAAGGAGGAAAUUGGAAAACUUUUGAGAUUCGAAUCAUCUGCUGGUGCUCCUGGUGAGCUUGUAGGCCUCCCACAAUAUACUAGCAGAAUGAGCCAGGAUCAAAAGGAUAUAUAUUACUUAGCAGCUCCAAACCGGAUUUUGGCCGAGCAAUCACCGUAUUACGAAUCACUAAAAAAGCGGAACUUAGAGGUUUUAUUCUGUUAUGAACCAUAUGACGAAUUAGUACUAAUGCAACUGAGUCAGUACAACGGACAUAAUUUGACUUCAGUGGAGAAGGAAAUGAGGCAAGACACAGAAGCAAACAAAUCUGAAAAUUUGGGUUCUAUGGAGAAACUCGAAGCUGAUCGUUUGGUGAAUUACAUGAAGAAGGUGUUGUCAAAUAAAGCAUACGAUGUAAAGUUGACAAACCGACUUGAAUCUCAUCCAUGCGUGGUGACAGUUCAAGAUAUGGCAGCCGCCAGACAUUUUGUGCGAACACAAAGUCAUCAAUUAAAUGAAGAAUCGCGUUAUGCGCUUUUGCAACCUCGCUUGGAAUUGAAUCCUAAUCAUCUAUUAAUCAAGAAGCUAUCUCAGUUAAUUACGACAGAUACAAAAUUGGCCGAUCUUGUUACACAGCAGUUGUUUGCAAGUGCUAUGGUUGGAGCUGGAUUGGUAGAAGAUCCAAGAACACUGUUGACUUCUAUGAAUGAACUACUAACUUUGGCUCUCCAAAAACAUUAAAAAAAGAUAUUUAUUGUACAGUUAUGAGUAUAGUACAGUCAUGUUACUUUAUCACAUUUGUAAAAGUCACAGCAUUCCUGAAGCAAUUUCUUAAUUUGCUGUCCAUCGAGUAGAAUACUGCUCUCAAAUCCAUGAACACCACACCCAUUUUUUCUGUAUUUUCGUAAAAAUCUUCGUGUAUAUUUUUUAAAACGUCGCAAUCAAUGUUACGCCCUUUCCGUUCAUUACUUUUUUCUUCGAAAAAUUUGGUUUGGACCAGUUCGACCAAAGGUAACUGAGGUUUAACUAAUGAAAUUUGCAGAUUGGAUAAAAAAAAUUCCAGAAAUACAGGAGCGUAGAACUAUUUUCGAAUACCUGCAGAUUCGCAGGAAAUAUUCGUAUCUUUCGGGAAAUUGCGAUUUUGGGUUGGGGAUUCCCUUUCUUUCCCCGUCAUGUUUGUUUAAUCGUUUCUAUUCCGUUCAGGUUGAGCAUGUUUAGUCGAGUCGUCAUAUUGAGGGUACUUACCCUUUUGGAGUAGCUACACGUGUAUAGGCCAUGCUGAUGGUGGAUAGGGGUAUAUAUAUAUAUAUAUAUAUAUAUAUAAAUACUUUAGCCAUCACUUUAAUAUUGUAUUAUGUUGAAGAAAAUUUCCUGAAGCUGCAAGAGUAGCAAUUUUGCGUUGAUUAUUUUUUGUCCUCUACGCAUAUCUUACAAUAGAGUAUGAAACAGUA